This is a messenger RNA of Wasmannia auropunctata (little fire ant), 1563 nucleotides long. It is a transcript of the gene Yod1, whose product is annotated as ubiquitin thioesterase OTU1. The record is from RefSeq and is a predicted model, not a curated record. Gene Ontology annotation, molecular function: cysteine-type deubiquitinase activity. Gene Ontology annotation, biological process: endoplasmic reticulum unfolded protein response; protein deubiquitination. The transcript has 4 exons. Bases 326 to 1255 code for a protein of 309 amino acids. Gene Ontology annotation, cellular component: nucleus; cytosol. NCBI's taxonomy places the organism in Eukaryota, Metazoa, Arthropoda, Insecta, Hymenoptera, Formicidae.
AACUGUCGACAACGCUUCGCGUCGCUUCGCUCGCAUUCCAUUCGCGAGAGUCGCGAAUGUCGCGAUGACUAGUCGCUAGCUCAGCUGCUUAGCUGUUUGUUGUUUAUUAUCGCUUAUCGCGGUAACGACGCGAUGCACAAUCGUAUGUAUACGUGAUUGAUCGUUCCGACCGUGACGACGACGACGACGACAACGACGAGGAGAGCAAAGGCGCCGCGAAGGCACGCGCGGUACAGCUGAUUGGCAGACUCGCGUCGUCCGGGUCACGGCCGUCUCUCUCUCUCUCUUUUUCUCUAGUCGCAGGCAACGGACUGACUCGACGGUCAUGGCGGGUUUCGUGCUUCGAGUCAAGACGAAAUCGGGUCAGAAGGUAGUCUACGGUCUCACGGCUCACGACAAGGUGUCCAAGCUGAAGGCGAAGCUCGCCGAGCUCACCAGUGUACCAGCCCCUGCUCUCCAGGUGCUCGUCGGUUUUCCGCCGAAGCCCGUCGACCUGGACGCGGCCGACGCCACGAUCGAGCGCGUCGGCAUCAUCUCCGGGGACACGCUCAUCGUCGAGGAGAAACAGAUUAUGUUUAAUGAGCAAAGACUGGACAAUCUCGGGCGGUCGCAUAUCGUCGACCAAGAGAGCUUUGCCAAUGCUCCAGGUGUCUUAAUGAGAAAGGUUGUACCUGCAGACAAUUCCUGCCUCUUCACCAGCGUGGGUUAUGUUCUGAACGGAAAAGUCGAUACUAGCUGCGCCAGUUUUAUGAGGGAGAUUAUAGCAAACGCGGUAGCGGCGGACCCGAACGAAUACUCCGAGGCAUUCCUUGGCAGACCCAAUGCCGAGUAUUGCGAGUGGAUUCUCAAGCCUGAUGCUUGGGGCGGCGCCAUCGAGCUGUCGAUCCUGUCCAAAUUUUAUGGUUUGGAGAUAGCGGUGAUCGACAGCAUUAACGCAAUCAUCAAUAGAUUUGGCGAGGAUCAGCAUUAUGCUCAACGAGUCUUUCUCAUAUUCGAUGGGAUCCAUUACGAUCCUCUUUAUCUGGAACCGCUCAAUGGUGGCAGCAUCCAAACGAUCUUUCCCACUGAGGAUGAGAGAAUGCUGCUGGAGGCUGCCCAGCUGGCGAAAGAGGCGAGAUCGAGUCGUCAGUUCACGGACGUGCAGAAAUUCACGCUGAUGUGCAUUGACUGCAAAAUCAUGUUAAACGGACAAGCGGCGGCGCAGCAACACGCCAAGGACACCGGUCACAAGAAUUUCGGCGAAGUAGCAGCGUAGCGUUGUAUCGGCAGCUCCAUAUGAUCUAACUCUUCGGUGACUAUCCUUGACUCUAAAACAGUAUAGGGUUGACAACCUUCGACAGUUGGUUUUUUUCUUCGAUUGGAAACGUUUCGGGAUCUAUUUAUUCUCAUCGUGCACUUUUGUUCACUUUAAUUCAAAAGCACUUAUUACGUACAAAUUAUUUGUGAUGAGGAAUCCGAUCGGGAAAUUCCGUGCGUGAGGGAAAACACAGGAGUGUGUGUGUAUGUGUGUGUGAUAUUUUUACAAAUUAUAUUAUUGUAUAAUUAUUAACUAGGUAAAUAGAA